This is a messenger RNA of Stylonychia lemnae, 1839 nucleotides long. The record is from the annotation of a GenBank genome assembly. Lineage: Eukaryota; Ciliophora; Spirotrichea; Sporadotrichida; Oxytrichidae.
AUGAAAGAGCUACACCAGCUUAACUCAACCUUAGAUGAUCAUGACCUACUUUUAUCAAGCAGUGAUCUUGAUUACUAUAUCUAAAAGAAUAAUAUUUAAUUAAUGAAUGAGGAAGCAUAUUAGAAAAUAAGCAAUUAAGCAAAAAGUGAAGAGCUGGAACAAACUUUCAGACUGAAUCCUUUUAUUGAAAAGAUUUAUUACACUGAGACUGAAAAGAUAGUCGCUUAUGAGUUCAUCACUAUCAAGCCACUAGGAAAAUCACCAAAUGGACUGCUAAUUUCAUCUGCUAUCGCAGUUGGAUUAGAAUCAGGUUAGGUCAAAGUAUAUGACUUAUUUGGCAAUCUCUUGAUGGAUUUCCAUGUUGGCAACCCUGAGAGCAGAAAAUAAAUUGUCUAAAUAGCUGCUUCACCAUUGCAAGAUGAUAUGUUUAUUAGUGUCCUAACCAAAGAUAACUAGUUCUAUAUCUAUGAUGUUAUCCUUGAAAGAAAAUUCUAAUAUCAAAAAGAUAAGUACUAAGAGCUUUCUGAAAAAGCAAGAUAAAAUAAGUCUGAUAAUGAAACAUAGAAUAAUGAAGAUCAGAAACACCCUCAUUAAAGACAUUUGAUUGAUGAAAGUUAGCCUUCACAAGAUUCAUUUGACUCAAUCGCUCAGUUUGAUGAUUCUAAAGUUAGUAGUAAAAACAAAAAGAAGUAAAAGAAGUAACCUCCAUCUGAUGAUACAGCAAAGUAUAAGUCUCUCCUAAAGAUUUACAGCUAUCGUACAAAUGAGCCUACAAUCAUUAAUAUGGAUCAACUUUUAGUUUCUCACGGGUAUCCACAGUAUGUAGAGCCUAAUAAUGGCUUCAAAGAAUUUCUUAUAUAUGUGAGUAAGGGUGAGAAAUUCUUUAUUUUUGCUGAUUCUUAAGGUUACUUCACCAUCUUAAUGAGAGAUGGUGGCUUCAGAUCUAGAUUCUUUAGUGGUUCAAAGCUUAUUAACAACAUGGCAAAACAUUCUGUUAAUGUGAUAUAUUCAAAUGAAAGAAGAGUGGGCUAUAUCAAAUUCCUAGACUCAUCUGCUGGUGGAGUUAUGUGUGAUGCUGGUUUGAAUCGUUAAAUUAUUGGUGCUUAUCUAGAUUAAACAUUUUCUGGAAUAAUUUAUGCUGGAACAAAGACUGGAGAGAUUUUGGUGUUUGAAUCACACAGUGUUGUACAUAAAAUUGAUGCAAUAGAGUGUAAAAUUAUUGGAAAACUACAAACAAAUCUUCAACAAGAGAUGAUUAGGACUAAUAAAACAAUUCCUUAUGAUUUUAGAGCUGUUAAAGGAAGUAUUAUCCUUUUUUCUCAAGAUGGUGUUUAUGAAUAGAUCAAUACAACUGAUAUUUAUUCUCUAAUUGCAGCACAUAAUUAAAGAGGCAUUUUACCAUUAAGAUACUAACCUAGAUUCCAAGGUGAUCUAGAUAUUGAUUUUAGUUCUGCCACUAAAUUAGCUGAGACAAAGAUCACAUACGCAAAUGCAUUAGCAAUCAGAUCUCCUAAAAAUCCAAAUUAACUUAUCCUAUAUGAAUGCCUUGCUCCAUAAGUAAAGCAUGACUCCAUGUUUGAGAACUUCAACUUUAAAUUCCCUAUGUUCAUUGUCGCAUUCUUGCUAGUAAUUGGCUACCAAAUUUACAAGAGAAAGAAUAACAGUUAUGAGACUGAGGAGGAAUCUGGACUUCUAGGAAAAUUCGCAAAGGGCAAGAAUCUCUCCGCUAAGGCAAAGAAUGAUCUCAAGGAAAUUGAAAAAAUGAUGGGUUCACUUGGGGAUUUAAGUGAAGGUGUGAAGAAGCUCUCUGGAGCACCAGUGAAUAAUAGGAAAAGAUGA